Acanthocheilonema viteae is the source of this 1299-nucleotide messenger RNA. Lineage: Eukaryota; Metazoa; Nematoda; Chromadorea; Rhabditida; Onchocercidae. The record is from the annotation of a GenBank genome assembly.
AUGUACGCUGGAAUACGUGUACCUAAUCUACCUUUACGCUUAACUGCCUGUUACUUCAAUAUGAAGAUGGAUGAAGCAAAUUCAGUGGGCGAACAUCGAGAAGCUAUAUUAGUCACAGACACAUGUUCUACAUCAACAGAUGAUAAAAUUGAUAUCUCGAUGAAAUGUACACCUGCGCGGGUCGAAUAUCUGAAUUCACAGUUUCUUGUGUUUGAUGCUAAUGUGGCGGAGCAAAUGAGAGAAUGUCGUAUCAUCGCUGAAGCAUGCGGUACUUCUCCCGACGCGCGCGCCGAUCUUCGGAAAUAUGGAGCUCCAUUCGUUUUAAUGCCAGAACAAGUGGCUGUACUUGUUGAAUAUGAAGAUAUCCCUACUGAAAGAAGCGAUGCUGAACAUUCAAGAGCUUGUUCCACAAAGCUGGAUCAUGUAGCAUUAAGAAAAAAGGCUGAGAUGAUAGCAAAAGGUCGGAAAGCAAAAAAACUGAAACGUCAGGCUAAUUAUGGAGCUACAGCUGCAGCUUUGAAGGUUCAACGCUGUGAUAUUAUUAAUGUGAAAGUUACAGCUUCCGAAAUAAACGAUGCGGUAAAGGAACUGUCGACUCCUUACAAUAUCUCUAAGCAAGAGAAUACUUGGUUUCUUCCAUUGUAUAAUACUCAUGAAGAAAUAUAUGAAGAAAUAGAGAGGCCACCGUUUCCGAAAAGUUCUGAUUUCCGAAUCAGAUUAAACACAUUUCGUGAUUUAUGGCGUAGAGGUUAUUAUUUAACGUGUGGUUUGAAGUUCGGAUGUGAUUAUCUUGCUUAUGAAUCUGCUCCUGGUGAAGAUCAUUCCAAGUGGUUAGUGAAAUGUGUCAAUUCACAAGACGCUUUAUCUUCCCUAGAUCUUAUUGCGCUCUCAAGGCUCUCCUCUCAAGUGAAGAAGCAUAUCUUACUAGCUGUUGUCUCACCUGACACUUUAUCACCUUACUAUAUUGAAUAUUCCUGGUGGAAACCUCAGCGAUCUCGAAAUCUGUUCUAUUCCUUUUUCAAAUCAUUAGUUGGAAAAGAUGUGGUGGUGGAAUUGAAAAAUGAUUUGAGUAUCUGCGGUACGUUGCAUUCUGUGGAUCAGUAUCUAAACAUGAAACUGACGGAUAUCUCAGUGACCGAUUCAGAGCGGUACCCGCAUAUGCUUUCUGUCAAAAAUUGCUUCAUUCGUGGAUCCGUAGUACGAUAUGUGCAACUGCCUGCUGAUCAAAUAGACACCCAGCUGCUGCAGGAUGCAAGUCGGAAAGAAGUUAUGCAAGCCAAAAGAUCCGCAACCGCUUGA